AUGCUCGAGACCGAAUGCACGACGCUCCCACCGGGUGUUACUGCCUUAGGUCAGCCAAUGGAUGUCAGCAUAAUGGGGACCUUCACAAACAAGACCGAAGACCUUUACGUAUAG
Phytophthora nicotianae INRA-310 is the source of this 114-nucleotide messenger RNA. RefSeq lists its product as hypothetical. Lineage: Eukaryota; Oomycota; Peronosporomycetes; Peronosporales; Peronosporaceae. The record is from RefSeq and is a predicted model, not a curated record. The coding region runs from base 1 to 114 and encodes 37 amino acids. The transcript is spliced from 2 exons.